Messenger RNA from Nothobranchius furzeri (turquoise killifish), 2976 nucleotides. RefSeq names its product putative leucine-rich repeat-containing protein DDB_G0290503. The record is from RefSeq and is a predicted model, not a curated record. NCBI's taxonomy places the organism in Eukaryota, Metazoa, Chordata, Actinopteri, Cyprinodontiformes, Nothobranchiidae.
AUGAGCGCAGCAGCUAUCGACCUAAAUCAUAUGGAUUUAGAAAACAUAACCAAAGAGGAUUUACAAGAGAGUCGCAAGAAUCUACUAAACGAAUUAAGGUUUGUAGAAACUGAAAAACAGAAUCUCUUCAACGAUAAGCAGGAUUUUCUUAAAGUUCUGAAAAAAUUUAACGAUUACAAGGAUGAGCUUAAAAUCCAUUUCCAGAGAGAGAAAAAUGAUUUCGGUGACGAAAAUCAACGUCUAGAAGAAAAGAAACGGAGGCUUGAGCAGGAAAGCAAAGAUUUGCACACAGCUAAGACAGAAAUUCAAAAAGAAUGGAAGCAGAUUGAAGAAGUUAAAACAUCAAAUCAGGAAUUUCUAGAAGAUUUGAUUACGAAAAAAUCUGAAACGGAAAAGCUUUGGAAAUCGCUGCAAGACAGCAAAGCAAACGCGAUUGAAGAAAUAAACCAGAUGAAAAGAGAUCUGGAGAAAGAGAAAUUCGAUUUUGAAGAAUCAAAGAAAUUAUCAGAAAACAAACUUCAAGAACUGAGACAAGCUUUGCAGGCCGAGAGAGACGAGUUCGAACAGCAUAAGUCUAGCUCAGAGCAGGAGACUGAAGAUGCUCGACAGAUUCUGCAAGAAGAGAAAGAAAAUCUACAACUUCUUUGGCGAAAUCUGGAGGAAGAGAAGAUGGAUUUUACAAAUAUGCUUCAAAUAGAAAACCUAACGUUAACUGAAAGUCAAAAUCAUUUACAGAAAGUUUAUCAAGAUGUAAUUCUCCAGACAAAAGCCCUGCAGGAAGAUCAGUUGAACUUUCACAAAGCAAAGGCUGAAACGAUUCUCUUUCUUGAACUGAUAAAAGCAGAAAGACUUCGUCUAAAAAAGGGUCAGAACGAUUUGCAGGAGGGAUUAGAAGACCUGAUUCUUGAUAGGAAAAUGUUUCAGAAGGAAAUGAUUCACUUUGAAACACAGAAGACAGACUCUGAAACGGAGAACGCAGAAAUAUACAGCCGUCUCCAAGAGGGGUUCGACAUUUUACAUGUCGAGAAGGAAAGUCUGAUGCAACAGACGGCAGAAUUUGAGGAUAAAGAGAAAGACUCAAAUCAGCUUUAUCUGGAAAUGUAUCAGACUCUCCAGGAUGAAAGGGAAAAUUUAGAGCUGAUGAAACAGAGUCUGCAGGAGGAAAAGAAUCAGUUUGUUGAACUGAUGAAAACAGAACAUCUUAGUUUACAUGAGAAACAAAAAGAUCUGGAGAAGGGACUAGACGACCUGAUUCUUGAUAGGAAAAUGUUUCAGAAGGAAAUGAUUCACUUUCAGCAGAAAAAGGAAGAUUCACUUCAUGAAACAAAUUCAGACCUUCAGACUCUGAAAGACGACAGAGAACGCUUAGAUCUGAUGAGGCAGGCUCUGGAACAGGAAACAGAGUUUGAAGAAGCAAAUCAAAAAGAAACCUCCAACAAAAAUAAUACAGAAACAGCUGCGGAGGACGAGGUAGAAAGUCCUUCUGCUCAGACUGAAUUUCUGCAGGAACGAAUGAUGAGUUUUGAACUUCCCCAGACUAAAUCUGAAGAGGAGAUACGUGAAAUGUACAAUUAUCUCCAACAUGGGCUUAUAUAUUUAGACGCUGGACUAGAACGUCUGGAAAAUCAGGAGAAUAUAUUUGAGGAGAUGGAGAAAGAGUCUGAUCAGACUUUACGAGACGUCCUGCGGGGUCUCCAGGAGGAGAGAGAUAGUUUAGAAAUGAUGAAACACAGCCUGGAGGAAGAAAAACUGGAGUUUGAAAAAGUGAUUGCAACAGAAAAACUUAGUUUACAAGAGAGACAAAAAGAUCUGGAGAAGGGAUUAGAAGAUCUGAUUCUGGAUAGGAAAAUGUUUCAGAAGGAAAUGAUUCACUUUGAAACACAGAAGACAGAAUCUGAAACGGAGAACGCAGAAAUAUACAGCCGUCUCCAAGAGAGGUUCAACAUUUUACAUGUCGAGAAGGAAAGUCUGAUGCAACAGACGGCAGAAUUUGAGGAUAAAGAGAAAGAAUCAAAUCAGCUUUAUCUGGAAGUGUAUCAGACUCUCCAGGAUGAAAGGGAAAAUUUAGAGCUGAUGAAACAGAGUCUGCAGGAGGAAAAGAAUCAGUUUGUUGAACUGAUGAAAACAGAACAUCUUAGUUUACAUGAGAAACAAAAAGAUCUGGAGAAGGGACUAGACGACCUGAUUCUUGAUAGGAAAAUGUUUCAGAAGGAAAUGAUUCACUUUCAGCAGAAAAAGGAAGAUUCACUUCAUGAAACAAAUUCAGACCUUCAGACUCUGAAAGACGGCAGAGAAGGCUUAGAUCUGAUGAGGCAGGCUCUGGAACAGGAAACAGAGUUUGAAGAAGCAAAUCAAAAAGAAACCUCCAACAAAAAUAAUACAGAAACAGCUGCGGAGGACGAGGUAGAAAGUCCUUCUGCUCAGACUGAAUUUCUGCAGGAACGAAUGAUGAGUUUUGAACUUCCCCAGACUAAAUCUGAAGAGGAGAUACGUGAAAUGUACAAUUAUCUCCAACAUGGGCUUAUAUAUUUAGACGCUGGACUAGAACGUCUGGAAAAUCAGGAGAAUAUAUUUGAGGAGAUGGAGAAAGAGUCUGAUCAGACUUUACGAGACGUCCUGCGGGGUCUCCAGGAGGAGAGAGAUAGUUUAGAAAUGAUGAAACACAGCCUGGAGGAAGAAAAACUGGAGUUUGAAAAAGUGAUUGCAACAGAAAAACUUAGUUUACAUGAGAGACAAAAAGAUCUGGAGAAGGGACUAGACGACCUGAUUCUUGAUAGGAAAAUGUUUCAGAAGGAAAUGAUUCACUUUCAGCAGAAAAAGGAAGAUUCACUUCAUGAAACAAAUUCAGACCUUCAGACUCUGAAAGAUGUGAGAGAAGGCUUAGAGCUGGUGAGGCAAGCUCUGGAACAGGAAACAGAGUUUGAAGAAGCAAAGACGAGUUUCAAGAAUCCGAAGGACCAACAGCAUUUAAUUUAG